UAUUGGAAUACAAUAAUUAUAUUCUAUAUAUAUAUUUUUAAAAAAAAGCAUACUGAUGUCUGUUGCGUUUACUUCGGCUCGCCCUCGAAGUAAAGGAGAGGUGACUCAACAAACGAUACAGAAGAUGCUGGAUGAAAACCAUCACCUUAUACAAUGUAUAAUGGACUAUCAGAGUAAGGGGAAGACGUCAGAAUGCACGCAGUAUCAGCAAAUGCUCCACAGAAACCUGGUUUAUCUGGCUACAAUAGCGGAUUCUAAUCAGAACAUGCAGUCAUUGUUACCCGCUCCUCCCUCCCAAAGCAUGAACAUGGGCCCUGGUGGGAUGGGUCAGAGCGGGAGUGGCCAAUCCCUGCACACCCAGGGCAACCUGAACGAUGCCAUGGCAACCAGCCUGCCUCCUGCCUCUCUCAUGCAAGCGCAGAUGAGCAACGGCCCCACCCACUCAACCAUGCAGUCGCCAGGACAAACCCCUCUGCCCCCCACGUCUGUGAGCAUGCCAGCCAGCAGCCACGGAUCAGCAGUGGGGUACAGCCACUCAGUCGCCCCCUCACAGGGUGUGCAGGUUCAAAGCCAGGGCCAGAACACAGGCAGCUAUGUCUCCCGCGGCAACAUGGGAAUUCAACCUAAUCAAGUCAAUAUGAUACACCAGCCAGGUGGGGUGUCCCAUUACCCCUCGGCACAAGCUGGGAGCCAGCACUACCAGGGGCCCCAGACCAUUGGCCUGAUGGGACAGGGCAACCAAGGCAACAGCAUGAUGACACAGAGAGCCGUGGGAUCCUACCGUCCCUCACAGCAAGGGUCUGCACCGCAGUAUACUGGAACGGACGAGUUCUACGGCGAGCAGUUUGGACAUGCUCAAAACUCUGCAGGUCAUGGAGAAUACCCAUACCCACAGCCCUCCUACACAGAGUCCAGCUAUGAGAGGACAUUUGAUGAGUCCUCACAGCACUACUAUGAAGGAGGAAAUAAUGCACAGUACAGCCAACAGCAAGCCUCCUACCAGCAGGGCUCCAGCCAACAGCAGCCCUUCAGCCAGCAGCAAUACCCCACACAGCAGAGCUACACUGGGCAGCAACAGGCCUAUGGACCAGGGCAGGGGUCUUCCUCCCAGUACUCCAGCUACCAGCAGGGCCAGGGUCAGCAGUACAGUGCGUACCGCGCUGGGCAGCCUGGGGCCAGCGCCCAGGCUCAGCGGCCGUACACAUACGAGCAGGGUCAGUAUGGAAACUACCAGCCGUAGGACACCUUCAGCUCUACAGUGGUUCUGCCACAAGCACUUUUACUUGUAAUUUAUAUAAUAAAAAAAAGAUGUAAUUGAAGAUGUAAUUGAGGCUGUGGGUGGAGAGAGGUUUUCUGUAAUAAGACUGUGUUUGUACAUUUGUGGAAAUAAGUUGUAUAACAACUGGUCCAGAUGAGAAGGCUGUACAGUACAUUCAGAAUUAUUUUAUUUAUUUAUUUGUAGCUUCUUUUUGUAAAUAACAUUUUAAGACUGUUUUAUAGUUUGUAUUGUAAUGAACUAAAAUCUCAUCCCCCUUUUUUGGAACUCUUUAUUGCUAGCAAAUAUUAUUGCACUGUCAUAAGUACAUACCUGUUUUAGGUAGGGAGUGGUUUUGUGGUUUUGUGAUUUAUGCCACACUACUACGGGAUUAUCUUAUUCUCUUGACAGCAAACAAAUAAAUAAAUAAAUAAAUAUAUAUAUAUAAGGACUGUGCUGAAAGGUGAAACAGCCUGUAGCCUUACAGCUGAAGGAUCUGCCAUUCCAAUGCACUGAAACAGAUUUACACUGCCAAGGUGUCCCUGAGGGGCUGCAACAGCAAACGCAGUAUAACCAGUUUCAAACCAGUUCCAUUCUAACCAAUUACUGUGUCUUUGAAUAUAAUAAUAUAUGUCACACAGAUGGGUGUUCAGUAUGUUUUUUUGAAUGGCAAGUGAAAAGGGUAUGCUGUUGGAGGAAUCCACGAAUCAAGCAAAUUUUGUGUAUUUAGUGCUAGUGUCCCCAACAGCUCAUCCCAGAGAUUGCAAAAUGUUAAUGUUGGUGAUGGCUGGUAAUUAAAGGGAAGUUUAUAUGUGGUCCUGAUUAAUUAAAAACAACAAAGUUUUUAUACGUAGAACCUAUAUAAGGCCUUAUUCUGGGGGCAUGAGGGGGCCAUUUUAUUGUGUGUGUGCAAGGGCAGGUAAUAUUUGAAGGGGGUUUCUAUGUAAUAUGGUGAUAUUUGAUGGAACUUCACCCACAACAUUUGCCUUACUGUAUAUUUUUCUGACACUGUACAGUUUUGUGUCUAUUGUCUUUCAUUUCUUUAACAAAUAUACCGUAUAUGUUUGAAAAUCAAUGUUGCCAAAUGCUGGUAUUUACAAUUGAAUAAUACAGUGAUGAUAAAUGAAAUAAUGAUUCACUAAAUUAAUAUCUCCCUAAUAUCUCUUGAAGCAGAUUUUGUGAAAAUAACAAGGGGGCAUUAAGUUAAUUAAUUAGUAACAUUACACAAAGCUAUGCUAAGGCUAUGCAUACAUAAUAAUUGCACAAAAAGGGCAAUGUUUAUCAUCAUGUGGAUGUUGCAUAAGGAGACAAAGCAAAUGUAGGGACUGGCUGUCAGACAGCUGUUAAUGUUACACUUUUAUGUGACAAUCAUACACUUCUGUACAGCACACUGUGUAUAUGAAUAACUUUGGCUCGGCCUUUAAAGUUGUUCAUAUUGUAGAAAAACAUUAUUCAUGUUAAAUACUCAUGUAAAAUAAGAAUUAUUCAUUACUUAAAUACAAAUGUUAAACAUGGGAAAUUUAUUGGACUUGAUUGACUGCAUGAUGCAUAUUGUAUAUUGCCCACUUAAUGUUAAUGUUUACUAUGAAAGUAAAGUAAUGAAGGUCUAGCAUUCUCUAUUGUAUUAUAUACAGCAUCUUGCCUGUCUGUAGAUGCCUGCUGAAAUCCUCUUUCCACACACAAGUGCCAGAAUGAGCCAAUACAGGACAAUCUGCACAUUUUAAAGUAUAGUAUAUAGAUUAUAUUAGAUUAGAUCUAAUAUAUGUAUGAUGGAACUGUACCUUACAAGAGAAGUGUUAAACAGGUCAAGAUGAUUUUUGGCCAAUGGUUCUUCUGCCGAUACUUACAA
Conger conger (European conger) is the source of this 3104-nucleotide messenger RNA. RefSeq names its product calcium-responsive transactivator-like. NCBI's taxonomy places the organism in Eukaryota, Metazoa, Chordata, Actinopteri, Anguilliformes, Congridae. The transcript is spliced from 11 exons. Bases 56 to 1240 code for a protein of 394 amino acids. Gene Ontology annotation, biological process: positive regulation of transcription by RNA polymerase II; positive regulation of dendrite morphogenesis. Gene Ontology annotation, molecular function: transcription coactivator activity. Gene Ontology annotation, cellular component: nucleus. The record is from RefSeq and is a predicted model, not a curated record.